Messenger RNA from Plasmodium gonderi, 2631 nucleotides. RefSeq lists its product as hypothetical. The record is from RefSeq and is a predicted model, not a curated record. Lineage: Eukaryota; Apicomplexa; Aconoidasida; Haemosporida; Plasmodiidae. Gene Ontology annotation, biological process: proteolysis. Gene Ontology annotation, molecular function: serine-type endopeptidase activity. The coding region runs from base 1 to 2631 and encodes 876 amino acids. The transcript has a single exon.
AUGGAGAAUAGAUUUACGGGGAUUAAAAAAAUCCCACCCUUCAUGAAGGAACUGGAAGAAGCAUACAAUAUAUGCUACUGUGGAGGAAAUAUAAUUGAAAAAUGUUUUUUUGGAAAAGAGGUCAAAAGAAGGAUAAACAAGAGUGAAUUGCAAAUGUACCAGUUGUGUAUAAUUCACUAUCAGAUAUGCAAUAAGGAAAAGGUUUAUAAAAUAUCAUACAUUCAAGAUGAUCUAGACAUAAGUAACAGUUUUUUUGAUAGAGAAUUAAAAAUGUACAUGUCGAAGGAUGGUAGUAUAGGGUGCUUAUUUUGUAAUGAAGAAAAUAAAAGGAGAAUAGAUUUAUUUAAAAAUGAAACAAAUAAUGGGAAAUUUUUUUUUACUUGUAUGAAUAGUGCACCAAUUAGUAAUGAUAUUCAUAAAAAAUUUUUUAUGCAUGAAUCUUUUUGUUCAUUCAAUUUGAGUAAUACCCUUAUGAUAUAUAGUGCUGAAAGUGAUGAUAUGAAAUUAAAAAAGGAAAAUAAUUUAUCUCAAAAAAAAGACAUGGAAAAUUUAAAAAAACUUAAUAAUCAUAUUUUUACAGAAACGUUUGGUGAGCAAUUCAAUUACACUUUUUUCAAUUUAUAUGUUUACAAUUUAGAAGAUAACACCAUAAAGUAUGUAACUGUCAAGGAUAUUUCAGGCUGUUAUUACAAUCCUCAGUUUAUUGAUAACACAUCUUUUGUCUGCUUAUCAUAUAGAACUGUACCCUAUAGACUUGGAAUAUACGCCUUCAAUGUGAGACCUAACGAUUUGUAUCUAUGCACGCUGAACGAUGCAGAUGUAGAUCCGUGUGACAAGGGAGACCGGGAUGGACAAGAUGGAAAAGAUGGAAAAAUGAGCAGAGCUACAUCAUCAAAUGGAAUAGGUAUCACAACAAGUGAACGUAGCAAAAAAAAUUACAUCCGCUGUGCAUAUGCAAAGCUGUCUGGGAAGAACUUCAAACAUAUUGCAUCUCCAAUAGUAAUUAGACACGACGAUUCUUCAGUAUAUAUUGCUUGCUUAGUAGUUUUUUCAAAAAAUGAAGAAUCGAAACAGCACUUAAUGGAAUACAAUUUGGUGCUAAUUAAGCUUGUGAAGGAGGAUUCAAAAUUGAGGGAUAAAAAAACACGAAUCGUUUCGUCUUCCCAAGGACUAAAGCAUGAAGAAGUUCCAUUUGAAGGCGGUUCAUAUGGGAGUAUUGAGAGUAGCGAGGAUCUUAAUGAGUAUGAUAAUGAAACUAGUUCAACAGCACCGAAUUGUGGAAAUCAAGACGACAUUUGUAGUUACAAAAAGGAAGAGACAGAGAUUAUAAUUCGAGAGGGAUGUUACACAGGAUUUUUUAGAGGAUUAUAUACGAAUGAAAUAAAAGGAUGUUGUUACCCUUAUCUGUUUUUAAAUACGAUUUUUUAUUGCAACAAAAUUGCUAUUGCUGUUCAUAUUUUUACAAAGAAAAUUUUCCGUAUUUUAAUUCACAAUAUAUAUAUGGAAAAUGAUAAAACUACAAGUAUUGAAAUUCUGUGCAUGAAGAAUGAUAACCUUUUUGUGAGCAUAAGAAAUAUGCUUCUAAAUGAUGUCCUGGCUUAUUGCAUAUUUAACGAAGGGAACAUAAGUGGAGAUUUCAUUUAUCUGACAAAGGUGCGAAGUUACAAUUUAGAUUUUACAGCAUAUGAAACGAUAAAAACAAAGCAGACAAGUAUAAUUUAUGCAAAUGUAAAUGACCAUUCUAAAAAACUUUUUAUGUUAUUAAGUCAAAUGGAAACAUCAUUAUUUAAAGAAAAGCAUCCAUAUGUGAGGAGAAAAAAUGCUAGUUUCAAUAUGCUAUACGAAAAUGAAAUUGAUUUUUUGAAUGAUAUAAAAAAGAAGGGAUUAUUCAUGCCAAAUUUUAACCUAUUUAAUGAAAAAAAAAUGAGAAAUUUAAUCUUGUAUAUACAUGGAGGACCAUAUUGUACUUUCUUAAAUGAGUAUAAAAAUGUUUUCAUUUUUUUUGCUGCAUGUGGAUUUGAUAUUUUGAGUAUUAACUAUGUUGGAUCCUUAAGUUUCUCAGAUAAACCGAAUAUUCUGAAUGGUCAUGCAAAUUCUAUUGAAAUAAAGGAUAUCAUGGAUACUUUUAAAGAGUUUUAUAAUUUUUUUGGAGAUUAUGAAAAUGUCUACUUGUAUGGUGGAUCUUAUGGUGCAUAUGCCACGUGCUCUAUUGUAACAAAAUAUAAUUUAUUUAAAAGUUGUUGUGUCAUUAAUGGAUUGUUUGAAUGGGUUUUGUCCACGUAUUCUAGUGAUGUCCCAGAUUAUUUUCUAAAUUUAGGACUCAAUAAAAAUUCAGAGUACGAUUGCUUUUAUAGUAAGGAUGAAUAUUCCAAAUUAUAUGAAUUAUCUCCAUUAUAUGAUGUACAAAAUAUUUCAACUCCAAUGUUAAUUAUAGCUUCUAAGGAUGAUAUGCGUGUUUCUCAUCACAACAGCAUUUCUUUGUAUAACCGAUUGCGUGCAUUGAAAAAAAAAUCGAAACUUUUCCUUUUCGAUAAUUGCACUCAUUCUGUGAAAAAUAUGGCCUAUGAAGAGACACUCCUCAUGAAUGUCAUUCUUUGGUUCUACGGCUACGACGGAAAGAAGAAGAGAUAG